This is a messenger RNA of Panicum hallii, 817 nucleotides long. Its product is annotated as acylphosphatase-like. Bases 86 to 493 code for a protein of 135 amino acids. The transcript has a single exon. The record is from RefSeq and is a predicted model, not a curated record. Gene Ontology annotation, molecular function: acylphosphatase activity. Lineage: Eukaryota; Viridiplantae; Streptophyta; Magnoliopsida; Poales; Poaceae.
UCCAGCAAAGCGGCGAACUCACAGAUCGAGAGGCUCCGUCCGACCAUCUCAAAGAAAGAAUCGCGUCCUCCUCGGCUCUUCCAGAAUGUUCCCCUCCACCUCCGCCACCGCGCCCCGCUUCCUCCGCCCCUUCACCGCCACCGCGCCCCGCCGCGGCAUGGCGGCGUCCGCGGCCGUCCCGUCCGGCCCUCCGCCGCCGCCGUCCCCGGCCCCCAAGGCGGUGCGCGUGGUGGUGAAGGGCCGCGUGCAGGGGGUCUUCUUCCGGGACUGGACCGUGGAGACGGCGCGCUCGCUGGGGCUCGCCGGCUGGGUCCGCAACCGCCGCGACGGCACCGUGGAGGCGCUCCUCUCCGGGGACCCGGACAAGGUCGACGAGAUGGUGUCCCGGCGGAUCCCCGUGGGCCCGCCCGCCGCCGCCGUCACCGCCGUCGUGCCCUCACCCGCCGACCCGGUCGACCCCGCCGAGGGGUUCCGACGCAAGCCCACCGCCUGAUUGGUGGCCGGUUUCCUCCGCGGUCUCGUGCGGCGUGGUUCCUCGGCGAUCGCUGCUCUGAAGUCUGAAGAACAUUUCCUGAUAUUUUUCAGUUCCAAAUUUUAGAUUGGAUCAGAUUGUUGGGAUUGCGACGCCCAACUCCGAUGAACGUAGGAGCAGUAGUUAUAAGAGUUGUCAGCAGGACAAGGAUUGUGAUUACUUGAUUCACAGUCUGCCCUUUGGCCUUUUGGUGUCGAUGACAACUACACUUUCUGUAACACUCUGCUUGUCUGUCACAAACUUGGUUGAAAAAUGGUCGAAUGCAUAAUACUAGUUGUACUGAUA